Peromyscus maniculatus bairdii (prairie deer mouse) is the source of this 613-nucleotide messenger RNA. RefSeq names its product microseminoprotein beta (gene Msmb). The record is from RefSeq and is a predicted model, not a curated record. NCBI's taxonomy places the organism in Eukaryota, Metazoa, Chordata, Mammalia, Rodentia, Cricetidae.
AAAUAGGAAGUCAGCAUUCAUUCUUGCUGAGGUUCUGCUGGAGGUGCCUGCCUGUAAGGAGUCCUGCUUGCCACAAUGAAAGCUCUGCUGGGCAGCCUCCUGUUCCUUGCUACCUUGGUGACAGCAUGCAAUGCAGGCUGCACUUUUCAACAACGUGAAAAUCUUCCAGACCAACCGCCUGAUGGAUGCCUGGAUUCUGCUGGUAUCAAACACUCCGUGGGCGCUCAGUGGACAGUCGACUGUAAGAAGUGUUUCUGUGAAAAGGCGGGAAUUAGUUGCUGCCCCCAAACCCUUAUACCCAAGGGCUAUGACCAAGAGAAGUGUAAGACAAUAUUCCAUCAAAAGGAGUGCAGAUAUACUGUGGUGGAAAAGAACAACGAAGGAAUCAUCUGUCCUGUUGAUAGUUGGACAUUGUAAAUGUGCUUCUAGUGGGUCCCAAGUUGAGCAACAUUUGAAUAUUUGUAUGAUUUAAAUUUACCAAUUGUAGCCUGGGUGGUUGUGGCCUAUAAUCCCAGCACUGGGAGGCAGAGGCAGGCAGAUCUCAUGCUAGCCUGGUCUCUAGAGGGCAACACAAAGAAACCCUGUCUUGAAAAACUAAAAUAAAUAAAUAAAU